CCCCAGGUGUGUGUGAGCCCUUUCCCUGUGCUGCACAACGAGGCUGGGCAAGCUCUAAACACAAAAUAUUUCUGUGUUGAAAGAUCUGCAGCUGCUGUUGGUGCUGCUGAAUUAACGUGGCCUGGGCUGAACAAAGGCAUCAUUCAGCCAGAGGAGAACGACCCAGUUACAGGCUCGGGACAGAGUUAUUUUGGGGGUUUAGAUUAAAAGAAGAAAUCCAAACUUUUUACCUUUGGGGGAUUGAAGUAUUUGGUGAAAUGGACCUUGCAGUCCUGAUCCCACACCCCCAGGCAAACCCUGACUGCUUCCCUUCCUGCUGGGUCUUGAUCCCUCUCAUUCCUGCCACGGAGCCUCCCAAGGACACACCGUGUGUUGACUCAGCUGGUGCCCUCCCCAAACAACCCCCUGCCUGUCACUGUCCAUCCCACUGUGUUCCUCCUGCCUCCCAAAUCUGUGUCCUGCCACCCUGGGUGGUGUUGGAUAGAGGCUACUCUGCAGAAACCUUUGGGAAAGCCUCCCCAGGGGGAAGGGAGGGCAGGCUGCCUGUCAGAUCCCCAGGUAUUUUUAUUACCAGCUAAUUUCUAUCUGCUGAAUUAUUUCUGGCUGUCAUGUACCUUGUGCUGUGCAAAAUUACCUGCACUAAGGACAUGCCACAGGGCCACAAUAUCCCAGUGGAGUACAACAGAGCCCUGCCUGAUUGUACUGGGAAGGAUCUGAAAUGGGAAACUCAAUUCAAUAUCGAGUGUUGAGGAAUAAUUUACUUUUCAAAGGACAGCUGGAGUGUCCCAGCUCUCUGGAUCCGGGAGCUGAAGUGGUUCCAGAGGGCUGUUGGAAGUGGUGCUCACACCCCUCUCGGGCUGAAGGAGCCCUUUAAUGGCUCAGGUUACCAGGUGCACUGAGAAAACAUUUGGGAAAGGCUUAGAAAAAACCAGUAAACAUCCAGGCUGCUCUUUCCAGAUCUAGUUUUACCCUGACCCCAACCCAGAAAGAGGCAUAUUUUCAGCUGCCCACUUGGAAGCUUAUCCACUUCCAACAACAGAGCUGAGGUGACCCCGGGGUGAGGGAGGUGCUGGGCUGAACUCACACCAACCCUCUGUCACAGCAGUGACCCUGUCCUGGGGUGGCUCUUGUUUGCCAUGGAACUUCUGGAGCUUCAAAUCAGGCUUCUUCACAUCAGAUGGAUGAAACUACUCUAAAUUCUAUUUUAGAAUGGAGUUUUUAAACCUUUCUGUGCUGACUUUUCCCCUUCCCUCAAGACACGUUGAUGAAUUCUGGGUGCAGAAUCCCUCACACUUGUAUCUCAACCUGAGAUGAUAAUCUAAAAAUCCUAAAGCAUUUAAAAUACAUAUUAUUCCAAACAGCAAUAGUACAUAGCAACAAUGCAUUGUUGUGUUUAUAUCUUAUUUUAUCCUUUUAAUACCGAACAGGGGAUAUUUUAAAGCAAACUGCUCAAGAUUGGGGCGAAAUUUCCAGUCCAGAUUUUCACCACAGUGAAAACAUUAAGAACCCCAGCUUGGUGAACCCUCACUUACCAAAUCAAGAUGACGACGGCCACGCCACUAAGCAACAACACUCAGCUCUCAGGGAACGUGACCACAAAGUCUCAAGAACAAAGUCUCUAUCAAAGUUCUGGAGCAAUAGUUGCUGCCAUCGUGGUGGGAGUGAUCAUUAUUUUUACAGUGGUUCUGCUCAUCUUGAAGACAUACAACAGGCGCAUGAGGGUGAAGCGGGAGCUGGAACCCAAACCCUCCAAGGCAGCGAUGCCACCUCCUCUGGGGCACAACAGCCUGUGCCAGCCUCCCACAGUGACCUUCAUCCCUGUGGACAUCCACCUGCACGACAGGUAACCGGGAACACUCGUCCUCCCCGGCAGACAAGAGGUGGAACUGCUGCUCGCACGCACCCGGGACUCCUCAGCAAAGCAUUUGGGACAGCAACGGGCUGUUGCUUUGCCUGUGGAUUGUCAUUAAUCCUGAUUUCUCUCUUUGGGAGGAAAAAUAAGAGGUCUGGACACUCUUCCUGUGGCUGAAAUCAGCUGGUGGAGGCGCAGGAAUCAACAGAGCCCUGGGUGUGGGGAGAGCGGAUAAAGCAAGAAGGUGCCAGCUCAGAUUUUGUGGAGCUUUUGCUUGCUCAGAGUUUGAACUUUUCUCUGUUCUGCUGAUAAACAGGAAGAAAAAUCUGGACGUGCCACAGCUCAGGUUGGACCUGGGUUUGUUGUGAAUUACAUGGCACAGGUUUGUGGUCUGUUUUGAUAGCACAGGAAGCAUCAGAAUUGUAUUUAUCGUUACUCACCUGUCGUGUUUCUAAGGCCACGUGUGUAUGGGUUGAGAUAAAAUGGUACUUUUUAUGUUCAA
Molecule: messenger RNA, 2354 nt
Organism: Neopelma chrysocephalum (saffron-crested tyrant-manakin)
Lineage: Eukaryota; Metazoa; Chordata; Aves; Passeriformes; Pipridae
Gene: NCMAP
Product: non-compact myelin associated protein
Exons: 4
Coding region: 1542-1847 (101 amino acids)
Biological process (GO): peripheral nervous system myelin formation; regulation of myelination
Cellular component (GO): plasma membrane; paranode region of axon; Schmidt-Lanterman incisure
Molecular function (GO): structural constituent of myelin sheath
Source: RefSeq, a predicted model, not a curated record